Molecule: messenger RNA, 1704 nt
Organism: Candidozyma haemuli
Lineage: Eukaryota; Fungi; Ascomycota; Pichiomycetes; Serinales; Metschnikowiaceae
Exons: 1
Coding region: 1-1704 (567 amino acids)
Source: RefSeq, a predicted model, not a curated record
AUGGCCUUGAUAACUAGACUAGGACGUCAUGCCAGGCUUCCGUUGAGACCAUGUACGCUCACUACAAGAACGCUUAUACGCUACAAUAGCUCCCAGAACCAAGAGCCCAAGCCAGGGAAAAGCAGCCUUGAGCUUUCCCCUAUUACUUCCAUCUCGGAUGGACUCAAAAAGUACGUCAGGUGGUACCCAUACGAUACCGUGACUUACUCAACAAUACAAACAUACUUGGGCCUAAGAAGAAACACAAGUCGCUCAGAAACCAUCCUUGUUGGUCUUCUAUACGAAUCAGAUGAGGUCCGCAAAACAUCUCGUGUUAUAGAAUCACUUCUAGCUGAUCCUUUAUCUUCUAAUAAUCAAGAAUGGUACAUCCCAUUGACUCAGAGAUCUAGAGAAAAGAAUAACCUAUUGUCUUUCAAGUCACCCGACCCAAAUCAAUUCACCCUUCCUGGAGCUUUUGAACGGACAGUGGCGAAAUAUGAUGUUCCAUCUCCCAUCCUAAGUCCAGAGUUAAGGAGAACUUAUCCUGAAAUCUUCGAAGCACUGACCAGUGCACCUAAUGGCUUAUCCAUUCUUGAAAUUAAUAGAGAGAGUGAUGUCCAUAAACUUACAGACAAUUGUCAAUUUUUCAUCUAUGUUACGAGUGAGUUUUCUACUCUCAUGGAUAAUCUCCCUCGCCAUGUUCAAAAGAAAAUUAUGCUCACAAUCAUUGAUAAUAAGGAGUUUUCUCCACUGUCAGCAGAGCUGACUCCGGUUACUUUCGAGAGAUCAAACAAUGUUACACAUCAUUCCAUUAAGAUAAACUCAAAACAGGCUUACGAAGGUAUUCAGUUGUUCCUUAAAGAAGAUACAAAGGCUGCCACAGAGUACUUCGACUCCUUGCAAAGGAGCAAUAUAAUAGAGAUUGGAAAGUUCAUGCUGUGGUAUUUGAGAACGGAGAACUUGACGUCAUGGAUGUUCCACGUCAUUUGCACGGAAAUUGCUCGUAACAGUCUUUCGGAAACAAGAAUCAGACAGAUCUAUGAUGACCUUAAGUUAAACAGCUUGGUAGAAUGCAGCGCAUCAAUGCACACUGAAUUGCAGAAGGAUUUAAUCCCUCGGACAAACAACUUUUUUGACAGGAAACUCAGAUGGUACAUGUUAUACUGGAAGAACGAUAAUGUUGAAUACUGGCUCAAAGACUUUUUCCAAGGUAACUUUAUGCCCAAAAGCAUUGAGAGCUACAACUAUGUCAGAGGUCAACUCACAGCGAGACUUCAAGAACAGAAAUUUGCUGCAUACUCAGAUAAGAUUGGUGUGAUCAAUCCAUUGAAGGGCUUCAAGCGGAAGCUUGUCAAUGAGAGGAUAGCCAACGAGAUCCAACCAGUGGUAUACAGUUGUCUUGCUCUUGGAUUUGUCUACUACCAGCUUCCCUUGACAGCGCUUUCUGUCUUGGGUUAUCUAUUUGUUGGACUUCAAGCGAACACCGCCUUUGCAAUUGGUCUCCUAGGCUGGGUUCUAGGCUUUAAUCAUGUCUCGAGAGAAUGGGAUAAAUUCACCAAGGAGUGGCGAAAAGACCUUUUCGAAGAAGUUCGCCUUACAAUUAGCAAAGGCUGCGUCGAUGAUGGUCUUUUGAAAGAGUUGGACUCGAGAUUUGAGGAGAGUAGAAUGUUGGCUUUGAUCAAGCAGCAGGUGCUCGAGGCACUUCAGAAGUACAAGGAGAAAUAA